GGUCACGUGACGAGAUACGACAGGGGCAGCCAUUUUGGCAGUCAUCGCGGCAGUAAAUUGACAGGCACUGGCAGACUGUCAAGGAUGGUGGAUAACUGCUGUGCACCAGGUUGCACAAAUAGGCGUGGGAAAAAGAAAGGUGUAUCGUAUUAUCGCAUUCCUAAAGACGCGGAGAGGAGGGAGAAGUGGAUUGGAGCGAUUAAAAGAGCCAGGAGCCUUCAGAAAAAGACUGAAAGAUGGGACCCCCCGGCCGUUGGCUUUCGCUUAUGCAGUGAUCACUUCAUAUCAGGGAGAAAGAGUGAUAAUCCGUUGAGUCCGGAUUUUAUCCCCUCAAUUUUCGAUUACCUUCCAUCUCCAGAGAAGAGGAGACAUAAAACGAGACUGGAGGUUUUUAACAGAAGGCAGAAGGCUAAACUGCACAAAGUAGAGCAGGCAAAGAUAUCUGCAGAAGCCAUCCGUCAAAGGACAUCAACUGAUGCAGCCCCAGAAGACCAUAUCACAGAGCCUUUGAAGGAGCCCCCCAUCACAGAUCCGUUGGAAGACUCAGCCGAUGAUCCUGUCCAGCCUGAACCAGUAACACCACCAUGCACCUCUGAAACCUGCUGUACCCGCAUCCAGAGUCUUGAGCAAGAAUGCCAAGCUCUAAGGGCUGAAAAUGUGUUGUUAAGGGAAAAGAUUAAUAGGAAGACCCUGACAGAGAUUAGUUUAAAUAACAAUGAUAAAAAGGUGAAUGUCCUCACUGGGCUGGCAACCUAUGCAUGUCUCAUGACCAUUUUUCAAUAUCUGGCUCCAUUUCUCAAAGUUAAAUCAUCAAUAACAUGUUUUCAACAAUACAUGUUGACUUUGAUGAAGCUUCGAAUGAACUUAACAUUUGACUUUUUGGGUUUUUAUUUUGGCAUCGACCCAACUACUGUCUCCAGGCACUUCAAAAACUGUGUUAAUUUGAUGUAUUGUAGACUGGUGCCAAGCCUAGUGGUGUGGCCUGAAAGAGAAUCUUUAAGAACAUCUCUUCCAUAUGUAUUUAGAAAUGGUGACUACGAGAAGACUGUUUGUAUCAUUGAUUGCUUUGAAAUAUUUCUAGAGAAACCAAGUAGAUUGCGACCCAGUGCGCAGUGUUACUCAAGAUACAAAUCACAUCACACCAUGAAAUAUUUAAUUGCCAUUUGCCCUCAAGGUUCAAUUUGUUUCAUUUCUACUGGAUGGGGAGGUCGCACCAGUGAUAAGUUCAUUACAGAACACAGUACUUUUUUACCUAAUAUUCUCCCAGGGGAUGUUGUUUUGGCAGACAGGGGGUUUCUGGUGAAAGAGUCUGUUGAAAGGUGUCAGGCUGAAUUAAAAAUUCCAGCAUUUACUCGUGGAAAAACACAGUUAGAUCCUGCUGACAUAGAGAAUACAAGAUCUCUAGCCUCUUUAAGGAUUCACAUCGAAAGAGUCAUAGGAGUACUUCGUCAGAAAUAUACUAUCUUACAAAGCACUGUGCCAAUAACUUUCACCACCCAUGGCUUUAGUUGACUUUCAUUAAGCCUUUGGGAGUGAUUAACCUAUAUGAAAUUCCAAAACAGAUAAAUAAAGGUAAAAAACGCCAGCCACUUUGGUUGAGUACGAUCAAAAAUACAAACUAGCAAGUUACAGAUGCACUGCAGUAGCUAUCCAAGCUAAAAAACAUGCUAACGUGACACUUCCGUAGCUAGCCAAGCUAAUAAACAAACAAUGCUAACGUGACACUGCCUAUCAAACUGGAAUAAUUUAAUACUUACCCUUGCAGUGAUGAUGCCGAAGUUUUUGGAUGUAAGACUCCACAGUUGAAUGUUGUUUACGAAGCCGGACUGACACCAUUUGUAAGCCUCCAAGCUUUUGUACGCUCUGAGGGAGUCUCCUGAGUACACUGAUGGAAAGCUUACAAGAUAGCUGUGGAUGUCUGCGUAGCGCAAGUCGGGUACAUCGUCUUCAGAGCAGGAGGUUAUGCUCUUGAAAAGCACACCGGGUGAAUUAUAUGGGUCGCUUAUAUUUAAUCUCUCUAAUUUUGUACUAUAAAGCCGAAUUUCACUUGAAUUAAAAUGAGAAGUAUACUCGCUCGGUAAGAAAACACUGGCACCGGUGGUCAUGUUGACUGCCAAAAUGGUGGCUCCCAACCAAAAGUCACGUGACCGCAGGAGCUCUAUAUUUAAGUUGCAUUCUAAAGUAUAUGAUACAGAAGAUGAAGAAGAUUCAACUUUAUUGUCAUUGCACAGAGUACAAGUACUAGGACAACGAAAUGCGGUCUCUGCAUUUGACCCAUCCUAGUGUUAGGAGCAGUGGGCUGCCAUUAUGUACGGCGCCCGGGGAGCAGUGUAGAUAACCAGUGUCUUGCUCAGGGACACCACGGUGGCACUUGGUCUUUCGGGGACUUGAACUGGUGACCUUCCAGUUCCCAGGCCAAGCCCCUAUGGACUUCGCCACCACCGCCCUAUACACUGGAAUAACCUUUGUUGUUGUUUCUUUUUUAUGAUUUGUAAACGUAUAUAAUUUCUGUAAGCACAAAAUGAUAUGCAUUGGAAAACAUAUUGUUCUUAUUUUUUGAUACUGUGAGCCAUGUUCAUCUCUCUGAAUGUUUUCACAUUUCCAUACAUCCCUACCUGUCUGCACAGCACUCCACCUUAUAAUAAAAUAUUACGCAGUUUGUCAUAAAUUGCAUAUUCAUUGUAUUGUUUUUUUUUAAAUUAUUUUGUAUAUUUAUAUUUGGUGAAAAUACUUGUCUUUAUUCUUUUUAAUAUUAAAUACUUUUAAAAUAUA
This is a messenger RNA of Eleginops maclovinus (Patagonian blennie), 2772 nucleotides long. RefSeq lists its product as uncharacterized. Bases 85 to 1512 code for a protein of 475 amino acids. The record is from RefSeq and is a predicted model, not a curated record. The transcript is spliced from 3 exons. Lineage: Eukaryota; Metazoa; Chordata; Actinopteri; Perciformes; Eleginopidae.